This is a messenger RNA of Ochotona princeps (American pika), 1959 nucleotides long. RefSeq names its product crystallin zeta (gene CRYZ). The coding region runs from base 149 to 1138 and encodes 329 amino acids. NCBI's taxonomy places the organism in Eukaryota, Metazoa, Chordata, Mammalia, Lagomorpha, Ochotonidae. Gene Ontology annotation, molecular function: mRNA 3'-UTR binding; quinone reductase (NADPH) activity; NADPH binding. The record is from RefSeq and is a predicted model, not a curated record. The transcript has 9 exons. Gene Ontology annotation, cellular component: cytosol.
GUCGAUUCUGGCCUUUGAUCCGAGGGGAGGGGCGCGCAGGCGAGGCGGAGCCUGCACAAGUUGGAGAGGUCCCGGUUAGUCUCCAGUCUUCUGUGGAGUCCGAGGGGACCUUCCCAGGCUUUGAUUUCCACUCCAGAGCAGAAUCACCAUGGCAACUGGGCAGAAGUUGAUGAGAGCUGUUAGAGUUUUUGAAUAUGGUGGACCAGAAGUCCUGAAACUCCAAUCGGAUAUUGCAGUGCCAGUUCCAAAAGAACAUCAGGUUCUAAUUAAAGUUCAUGCCUGUGGUGUAAAUCCAGUGGACACAUAUAUUCGCUCUGGCACUCAUGUUAUAAAACCAGUCUUACCUUACACUCCAGGCUCUGAUGUGGCUGGGGUCAUAGAGGCUGUGGGAGAUGAUGUAUCUGCUUUCAAGAAAGGUGACCGCGUUUUCACCACUGCAACUGUCUCUGGAGGCUAUGCAGAGUAUGCUCUGGCAGCAGAUCACACUGUCCACACACUGCCUGAGAAACUGGACUUCAAACAAGGGGCUGCCAUUGGGAUCCCGUAUUUUACUGCAUUUCGAGCUCUGUUCCACAGUGCCCGUGCGAAGGCUGGGGAAAGUGUCCUGGUUCAUGGGGCUAGUGGAGGGGUUGGAUUAGCAACAUGCCAGAUUGCUAGAGCUUACGGCUUAAAUGUUUGGGGCACAGCCAGUACUGAGGAGGGACGAAAGAUUGUUUUGCAAAAUGGAGCCCAUGAAGUGUUCAAUCACAAGGAAGUAAAUUAUAUUGAUAAAAUUAAGAAAUCUGCUGGUGAAAAUGGAGUUAAUGUGAUUAUUGAAAUGUUAGCUAAUGUAAAUCUUAGUAAUGAUUUGAAACUUCUCUCUUCUGGAGGACGAGUCAUAAUUGUUGGAAGCAGAGGUCCUAUUGAAAUAACCCCACGGGACACCAUGGCAAAGGAGACUAGUAUAAUUGGAGUUUCUCUAUAUUCCUCGACUAAGGAGGAAUUUCAGCAAUUUGCGGCAGCUCUUCAAGCUGGAAUGGAAAUUGGCUGGAUGAAACCUGUAAUAGGUCCUCAGUACCCGUUGGAGAAAGCAGCCGAAGCUCAUAAAGAUAUCAUCUCUAACAGUGGGACUACUGGGAAAAUGAUUCUUCUCUUGUGAUGAGUUAUUGUUUCAUAAUUUUUCUACAUAAUUAGAGGCUAUCUUUCUCCUAAUUUUAUUCACACUAACUUUUCUUUCAUGAACACUCAUUUUAUUUAGUGAGUUUCUUAUAAUGGAAACUGAACUUCUUGAACAAGAUUUUUCUUUAGAGAAUAGAGGCAGUGCAGUAAAAUUAUCUUAUGGAUGGCAAUCAUUUUAUGCCUUUUUUCUGAAUCAAGGAAUCAUCAUGGUAAGAAAUACCAUAUUAGUGGUAAUUUGCCAUUGAGGCACAUUCUAGAACAUUUCAGCGGAUACUUGGUUAAUUCUAAACCUUUGACUGAAACAUACUAAUUCAAGAUACGACUGCUUGACUUCCAAAAGUAAAUGUGAUUUCAGGUCUGUUUAUCCUUAUAAAAGUUCUUUAGUUGUUGAUUAGUCCAUCAUCAGCUAUGAUGAUUUUUUGGAUUACUACAACUUUUUCAAAAUAAUCUUGCCUUGAUCACUAAGUUUCCUGCAAGGGGAACGGUAUGUAUACAUUGUCUGGACAAGUUGGUUGGUUAUUUCAGGUUCUUCCAGUGAUGUUAGAAUAUUCAGUGUCAGUGACUCACCUAUUCUGGGAGGACCACAGCUUCAGCGUUGGCCUGAUACAGGACAAGUCCACAGUCCACAGACUCUUCCUGUUUGACUACAUUUCCAGAGUUAAAAGUUAUCCGUGUGUCAUGGGGAGCAUAUGUUUUUGUUUAAAUUAAUAAAUUCUCUGAUUUGAGCAUAAGGAAUGAUAUACUUUUGUGCUUAUAACGUGAGCAAUCUCUAAUAAAUCCAAUGGAAAAUUAAAACUUGUA